This is a messenger RNA of Scatophagus argus, 1622 nucleotides long. It is a transcript of the gene btbd17a, whose product is annotated as BTB (POZ) domain containing 17a. The annotation marks the transcript as partial. The transcript has 2 exons. NCBI's taxonomy places the organism in Eukaryota, Metazoa, Chordata, Actinopteri, Scatophagidae. Gene Ontology annotation, molecular function: protein binding. The record is from RefSeq and is a predicted model, not a curated record.
GCAACCUCUGUGCGUCUCCCUGAGAAAGUCAGCUUUUCAUCCUGCUUGAAGUCAUCUUUUACAUCCUUAGGGGCCUUCUUGCAGCAAACCGACUCCCAUCUCAUAAGCUGUCUUCCUCCCCCAGGCGUGCUGAGAGUCGACGGGGCCCAGGAAGGAGGUGUCGGCGGCGGGGACACCAUCAGCCACUCCCUGGCCCUGGUGCAGCGUCUGGAGGCCCUGCUGGCUCAGGGGAACGGCAGCGACGUGUCCCUCAGGGUGGAGACUCCCAGCGCGGAUGAGGUGAAGCUGAUCCAGGCCCACUCGCUGGUGCUCUCGCUGCAGAGCCCCGUGUUCGAGGAGAUGCUGCUGGGCCGCAACAGCAGCAGCAUGCUGGUCCUGAAGGAGAGCUCUGACUGCGCUGCUGCGUUUGACAAGUUCAUCAGGUAUCUGUACUGUGGAGAGAUUUCUCUGCGUUUGGACCAGGCCACACCUUUACACAAGCUGGCCACAAAGUAUCAAGUGACGGGUCUGCAGCAGGGCAUCACCCAGUACAUGACCCAGAACCUGGCACGGGACUCCUCCUCAGGCCACGUGGCGGGCUGGUAUGAAUACGCCCUGCAGGCCGAGGACCUGACCCUGAGGGACAGCUGUCUUCAGUAUAUGGCCUGGAACCUGUCCUCGGUGCUGCAGAGCGGAGAGUGGGUGACCAUCAGCAGCCAGCUGCUCAUGUCCCUGCUGCAGCGCUCAGACCUCAUCCUGCAGAGUGAGAUGGAGCUCUUUGCAGCACUGGAGGCCUGGAUUAUUCAGAACGAGCCGGACGGCCUGACAGCGGAGAACGCUUUGAGAGCUGUGCGUUACGCCAUGAUGCCACCACGGGAGCUCUUCCGCCUGCAGACCCAGUCAUCAGUCCUGGCUCGCUAUCAGGAGUCGGUGCGCGACCUGCUCUACAUGUCCUACCAGUUUCACUCCGCAUCGCCGCUGCACAUGGCCAAAUACUUUGACGUGAACUGCAGCCUCUUCAUGCCCAGGAACUACCUGUCGCCAAUGUGGGGGUCACCUUGGAUCAUCAGCAACCCCACGCGAGACGACCGCAGCAUCAGCUUCCAGAUCCAGCUGGGGCCUAGCGGCCACGACGCCACUAAGCGAGUGACCUGGAACGCUCUGUUCUCGCCACGCUGGUUACCCCUCAGCAUGAGGCCGAUGUACACGGAGACGGGCGCCAUGCAGCCGACACGUGUGGAGGGAGGGCGUCCUCGCAUCAUCAUCACGCCGGCCACAUCCAGCGCGGAUUUUGCGGGGGUGAACUUCCAGAAGACGGUGCUGGUGAUGGCUCAGCAGCAGGGGAAAGUCGUGGUGAAACACGUUUACAACUUCCACCAGAGCACAGAGGAAAAUGGCGAUUUCUUGGCCGAAGCCGACCUGCACCGCCGGACGUCUGAAUACCUCAUCGACAGCUCCCUCUUUCUCCAUAUUGUGGUGAAGCCGUUGUACCAAACCCUCAUCACUACCAAGAACUGACCCCCACCAGACCUCACCAUGCUCAAUGCGACCCUCUGAAGCGACAUCUCACUCAUACCACAUCAUGGGGGCGUGGAUCUGAAUCCUCCUCGUGUGUGAUGUUUGGACCGUUCGUCUUGUCUCAA